AUGACUCGUGCCCACCUGGGCACCAUCCAUGGAGAGAAAACACUGAGUACCCUGAUGGAGGAGCCUCUUUUCUCCAAAGCAGGUGUCUCUGGGAGAGGCUGGCACAGUCGGGUCACCUGGAGUUACCCUCACAGCACCCCACCCUGUGCCCAGUGCCUGCCCGGCACGGGGUCCAUGGGCAAAGUCGGCCUCCCCAGGUCCAAACCCACCAUCUCCAGGGAGGGGGCGGGGGUCGGGCGGGUCCACCCCAGCUGGACACCCCUGACUCUGGCACCCCACCCCCCAGCCGGCAGUCUCUGCACUUCCUUGAGCAAGAGCGCCCCGGGGUCUGGGGUCAAGGAGGACGGCCAGCCCCUCGGGGACCCCACCCCCAACUGUAGGAGGCCGCCUCCCCACAGCCCUGCACAGUCACCCGGGCCGACCGAGGGGGCCCGACGUCUCUUCUCCCGUCCUGCCCGCAAGGGGGAGGGGAGCCCCGGCUCCCCCCAACUCACCCCAGGCCCUCCCGGCCCAGCUCCGGCCCGCCCUCCGGGGCGCCCGGGCCUGGGCGGCGGCAAGAGCCCCCUCCAGGCCGGGCCGGGCCUAUCCCCGAGCAUGGCCGCGGGGCCUCCUCCGGCACCGGCGCCGCUCCCCGAGGACGUCCCCCGGCCCCGACCAGAGAAAAGCUCUCACUCACCUGGCCCGAGGACGCCGGGUAGGGGGCGGCUGCGGGGGGAGCGGCUGGGACGGGGGAGGAGGGGGAGGAAGAGAAGCGGCGGGAGGAAGCAGUAG
This is a messenger RNA of Trichosurus vulpecula (common brushtail), 771 nucleotides long. RefSeq names its product basic proline-rich protein-like. NCBI's taxonomy places the organism in Eukaryota, Metazoa, Chordata, Mammalia, Diprotodontia, Phalangeridae. The record is from RefSeq and is a predicted model, not a curated record. The coding region runs from base 1 to 771 and encodes 256 amino acids. The transcript has a single exon.